AUCGCCUUUGUUACACUCUCCUUUGUCACAUGAUCGGACCCAGACGCUGGGAAAUGAUGCAACUGUACGGUGGAGUGGAGGGAGGAGCAACUAGAUCGAAUGUGGUGCUUAUUGAUGCAAAUGGGAAGAUCGUGUCCAAGGUAGAUGGUCCAGCCACCAACCACUGGCUGGUUGGAGUGGACAGAUGUUUAGAAAGCAUCAAUAAUAUGGUCCAGGAAGCCAAGGUAGCAGCCAGGGUUGAUCCUAACAUACCGCUCAAGUCCUUGGGAAUGACUCUGAGUGGAGGGGAGCAGGAAGAGGCUGUUGUCAAAUUGAUUCAACUGCUAAAAGAGAGGUUCCCAACACUGAGUGAGAAUUACUGCAUCACUACAGAUGCUAUCGGGGGGCUAUCAACUGCCACCAAUAUGGGCGGAAUUGUGUUGAUCUCAGGAACUGGUUCCAAUUGCAAACUCGUCAAUCCAGAUCGAUCGGUGGUAGGCUGUGGAGGUUGGGGUCACCUGAUCGGAGACGAGGGAUCAGCUUAUUGGAUAUCUCACUUGGCUAUAAAGAUCGUGUAUGAUGCUAUUGACAACUUCAAGCACACACCAUUCAACACCUGCCUGGUAGAGGAGGCCAUGUACAAUUACUUCCAGGUAUCUGAUCGAAUGGCCCUCCUCACUCACCUGUAUCGUACCUUUGAGAAGUCCAAAAUUGCUGGAUUUUGUCGAAGGUUAGCAGAAGCGGCAGCUGCUGGAGACCAUUUAUCUUGUCAUAUCUUCAGAAGAGCAGGUCAGGAACUUGCCCGGCACAUUGUGGCUGUGCUGCCAUACGCAGACAAGAGGCUGCAUGAGGGGGAGCUUGGUCUACCUAUAGUCUGUGUGGGAUCCGUGUGGAACAGCUGGAACCUCCUGAGAGAUGGAUUUCUGGAGGUGUUGCAGGAAGCCAAACAAAAGCCGAUGGGAAGGAAUCUACACAAAUUUACCAUGAUGAAACUGAAAUACUCUUCAGCGCUGGGUGCAGCCAGUCUUGGUGCCAGACACAUUGGCUACAAUUUACCAAUGAACUAUGCAGAAAAUGUAGACAUCUUCUUUCAACACUUAUUCGGUGUCCACUAACUUAUAUAUUGUUUUGACAACAGAAUGAUUGACUUUGGCCAUUGAGGUCAUCCUUAUAACUCAGGAUGUGACAUUGUUCAACAUGCUUUUUUUUUAAUUGACCGGUUUUGUAAAUGUUCCGUGACCCAAAAAAAAUCAAUUUAUUCGA
Molecule: messenger RNA, 1242 nt
Organism: Carcharodon carcharias (great white shark)
Lineage: Eukaryota; Metazoa; Chordata; Chondrichthyes; Lamniformes; Lamnidae
Gene: nagk
Product: N-acetylglucosamine kinase
Exons: 10
Coding region: 30-1094 (354 amino acids)
Molecular function (GO): N-acetylglucosamine kinase activity
Source: RefSeq, a predicted model, not a curated record